This is a messenger RNA of Mya arenaria, 1976 nucleotides long. RefSeq names its product peroxiredoxin-5, mitochondrial-like. The transcript is spliced from 6 exons. The record is from RefSeq and is a predicted model, not a curated record. Lineage: Eukaryota; Metazoa; Mollusca; Bivalvia; Myida; Myidae. The coding region runs from base 66 to 635 and encodes 189 amino acids. Gene Ontology annotation, cellular component: cytoplasm; peroxisome; mitochondrion. Gene Ontology annotation, molecular function: thioredoxin peroxidase activity. Gene Ontology annotation, biological process: hydrogen peroxide catabolic process; cellular response to oxidative stress; cell redox homeostasis.
CUGGUUAGUGGUGCAUCAUAGGAAAUUACCGGCAAUAUUUACUUGAGGAGAUAACUGGAGAUAACAUGAGGACACUGAGCAGAGUUGUCAAGCUUCUUUCGAACAAUUCAAACUUCAUAGCACGCGGUAUCAGAACCAGCCAGGCUUCAAUUAUGGCACCAAUUAAGGUUGGGGAGGAAUUGCCAAACGUUGAUCUGUUUGAGGGCAAUCCAGACGGCAAAGUGAACACAAAGACAGCGUUUGGAAAGGGCAAACAUGUUAUUGUAGCUGUAGUCGGUGCCUUUACACCUACAUGUGAAAAUCAACAUAUGCCAACAUUUGUAGCAGACUUUGACAAAAUCAAGGCAAAGGGAGUAGAUUCAAUCAACUGUGUUUCAGUCAAUGAUCCUUUUGUCAUGGAAGCAUUUGGCAAAAAGUUUGAUCCUUCGGGAAAGGUCCGGUGUUUGGCAGAUACAUGUGGUACAUUUACAAAGGCUGUUGACCUUGAGCUGGAUGUUACAGCAAUAUUGGGCCGUGUCUGUUCCAAGAGGUAUGCCAUGGUGGUUCAGGAUGGGAAGGUGACUGGGUUGAAUGUGGAGGAUGACAGCUCCAAGGCCACAUGUACCCGUGGAGAGGAUAUCAUGAGCCUCCUCUAAGGACCAGCGUUAAGACUGCAAAUGUGGUCAGAUGCCUGAAACUGUACAGUUAAUUAAUCUGUGUAGACACUGUAUUACAUGUACCGCUAGUUACAAAUGGGCACUCCUAAUCACGAGCUUGGAAAAAAAUCUCAUAAAUUGCCAGUAAUAAUUGACCAUUGUGAAAUUAUUUUGGAUUAUUUUACUUGCUGAAUUUAAGUUUAAUGGUUUAGGGCUGGAACAUGCAUGUAGGUAUUUCUCUUGGACAUUUUAUUUGCUGUCACUUGUAGAGGGGAGUUAAUAGCUUAAGCUAAUUAAUUAAACAGAAUUCUGACCUAAUUGGUUGUCAACUUGUUGGAAAGACAUUCUUAACAGUACUUGGAUAACAUUGAUUUAAAUCAAAAUUAUGUGUUUUAUUUUGGAACAAGGUUUUGUCAAAUGAAAGGUAAUGAUUGAUUGUAAAUAUGUAAUCAUAUACCUUAUAUUGAGCAAUCAGCCGAUGUUUCCAAUAGAAUUUUACACUUGUUACAGCAUUGCACAGUGUACUAGUUUGUUUAUAAAGUGAAGAAUUAUUCAAUUGAAGCUGUUAUUUUUGAAGGUCUGUAUGAAAAUUAAUCGUGUUCAGUUUGGCACAGCUAUGGUAGAUGAACCAUUAGUUUUCAUAUAGACCUCCAAAUAAGUGAUAACAUAUAUUAUGGUUAAAAUUAUUUUGUUUUUGACAAAGCCCUGCUUUAUUAACAUAUAGUCAUUUUUAUCUUUUCACUUUAAUCACUGAACAAGUGUUAUGCACUUUAAAUGUUAAGUCAUGGUCUUUUACACAAGUAUUUAUUUAUCCUCUUGCAAAAAUAUUAUAUUUCCAGUGCAUAUUCAUUUAAAAAUUAUGGCGAUUUCAAUCAAUCAGUACGGCAAAUAAAGCCUUGUUUAAUAUGAAAAAUGUAUCACUUGAACUCUGUUUUAAUUCUGAAGUAUUAUUAGCUUCAUUUAUUUACAAUAAGUAUUAUUAUGUUACUGUGAUUUUAAUAAGGCUAUUUAGUCAAUGUGGUUUUGAUUUGAUUGAACAAAAAUCUCAUACCACUGUGUUCGUCCGAUAAUCUCAAGACAUAGACAAUGGUAUAUUUUCGUAAAUAAUGCCUGCUUUUAUCCGAAAAGGUACUGUUAAAAUUGCAGUAACAUAAACCUUAAGCAUUUAAACAUAUCUGCUUUAGAAUCUUAGUUGUGCGGUAAUCUAGUACAUGCCAUAUUGUUUUGUAUUACUGGAUUUUUUUCAAUACUAUGACCAUAUUAGUGUGACAGUGUUUUACUUGAAUGUGUUCUAUGGUUUUGCUGUGAUUUAUCCAAGAAUAAAAUGUACUGAAAAUCUUU